GCGGCCGCCUCGUAGGCAGCGGGGCGUUUCGAGUGCCCCGCGUCGCAUAGCCAUGGCUGCCCGUGGCGGCGUCGCCAGUGCGGGCGAGAGCCUGCGCUACGCUGAGGACUCGCCGCCCCCGACCAAGCGGUCGGACGCCGACACUGACCCGAGACUGGCAAGAAGUUUGAUAGCUGUGGGACUAGGUAUUGCAGCUCUUGGAUUUGCAGGUCGCUACACAUCUCAAAUCUGGAAACCUCUAGGACAAGUAAUCACAGAAACUGCAAAGAAGAUUUCAACCCCUAGUUUUUCAUCCUACUAUAAAGGAGGAUUUGAACAAAAAAUGAGUAGGCAAGAAGCAAGUCUUAUUUUAGGUGUAAGCCCAUCUGCCGGCAAGGCCAAGAUUAGAGCAGCUCACAGGAGAAUCAUGAUUUUGAAUCACCCAGAUAAAGGUGGAUCUCCUUACUUAGCAACCAAAAUUAAUGAAGCAAAAGACUUGCUAGAAGCAGCCACCAAACAUUGAUUGAUGCUCAAGGACCACUCUGAAGGAGAAAAAGGGGGACCUUAUAAAAAACGUCCUGCAAGUUAAUCUAAAUCAUGACCUUCAUAAUUUUCAUACAUGUAGUGACCACAAUUAUUUCUUCCACUACUAAGCUAUAUAAUAAUAAAAGAAGAACAAUC
Molecule: messenger RNA, 660 nt
Organism: Orcinus orca (killer whale)
Lineage: Eukaryota; Metazoa; Chordata; Mammalia; Artiodactyla; Delphinidae
Gene: DNAJC15
Product: DnaJ heat shock protein family (Hsp40) member C15
Exons: 6
Coding region: 53-502 (149 amino acids)
Biological process (GO): protein import into mitochondrial matrix
Cellular component (GO): PAM complex, Tim23 associated import motor
Molecular function (GO): ATPase activator activity
Source: RefSeq, a predicted model, not a curated record